Australozyma saopauloensis is the source of this 12444-nucleotide messenger RNA. RefSeq names its product dynein heavy chain (gene DYN1). Lineage: Eukaryota; Fungi; Ascomycota; Pichiomycetes; Serinales; Metschnikowiaceae. The record is from RefSeq and is a predicted model, not a curated record. Gene Ontology annotation, biological process: nuclear migration; cytoplasmic microtubule organization; microtubule-based movement. Bases 1 to 12444 code for a protein of 4147 amino acids. Gene Ontology annotation, molecular function: ATP binding; dynein intermediate chain binding; ATP hydrolysis activity. Gene Ontology annotation, cellular component: cytoplasmic microtubule; cytoplasmic dynein complex; cell cortex. The transcript has a single exon.
AUGCAUCCAACACCGGAGAAAUUCCGUAAAUUUCUCGCUGGACUUCUAGCAAGCGAGAUCCUGGACCCAAUUGAAUGUACCAAUUGGGAGGAAGAUGGGCUCAAGUUGGUUAGCACAUUCAUUACUUCACCUCUUCCCUUAGCACUAUACGUUUCAAUAACAGAGAAUAAUUACGCGUUAUCAUUCGAGUUUCCCACAAAGCUGCGACAAUCCGAACAUGUCCUCGUUCUCUCUAAAUUGGAGGCUCCGAUAUUUGACUCCAGAACUCUUUUGUCCCAAAUAAAUGUAGUAAACUUACCUGGAACCCAAAGAAAUGAAUACGAGGAGACGUCCAAGCAAGCUCUCGACCAGAUACAAAAUAUCAUCUCAUCUGCUGUGGUUCCCUACUUUGAUCUUACCUCUCAAAGUGAACAAAAAGACGCUGCCAGAACCUCAUCUUUGUUGUCUGUAGAUGCUAAAAAGAAGUUCAACGAACUCGCUACUUCGCUCGCUUACCUAAGACAGCGUGUCCAGGUCCCAGAUCUAUUAUCUCUGGUGCCCGAGUAUUUACGGGUCAUUCUACAGAAGCUGCAAGCGGCAGAGGACACGAGCAUUACUUCAGACACCGAGCUCCUAAAUCAGUUAACUGGGAUCGUAAACGGCUGGAUCCGUCAGAUCCAAUCUAUUACUCUGAUUACAAAAGCAAAUUCAGAGGAUGUUUCUAUGCUAGACGAAAUUCAGCUUUGUAAGUCUUUGGAAGAGAGCAUGGUAUCACUCCAGAGCCAAUUGAAGCAGAAGGAAGUGACAACUGCUCUCGCGAUUCUCAAUGCUGCUAAGCGCUUUCAAGUGUCACUCUCAUUUUUUAACGAUCUAAACAUUGAAAGCUCUUUGGCCGAAAUAAGGUCCUUCAAUGCCUUAUUGAAGGACUUGCCAGUCGAUCUCAUAAUGUACAAUAAAGGUGAUUCGUUGGAUUAUCCUCAAUUCGAAGCAAAUGUUGAUUUUGUAUUUGAUCAAUUGAAAAAAUGGAAAAAUUCUCUUUCACUUCCUCUAUCUCGCAUGAUUAAUUUGAUCGAACAAAUCGUCAUUGCGUUGGUAGACUACUUUGCUCAUAUUUUGGCUUCUCUCGAUCUCUUCAUCAUAUCCCUGGAGGAAUUUGAUCAGUAUUAUAAUACUAUGAUGACACCAAUGUUCUCAAAAAUCGAGAGCAAUGUGAAAUACAUGGAAAAUCUUCUUCGUGAGCUCUUGCGUAAAAGGGCAGAGACAUUCUUUAUCAUAAAGAUUGAUCUAACAGUCCUAAAUAAUCUAAAGGAGAGAGCCACUGCAGUCCAAGAAAUUCGCAAAAACUAUAUCCAGUUGAAGGCUACUCUUCAUACUCUCCCCAAUGCCGACGACCUCAUCGCUGAGCUAGCUAAUGCAUAUUCUAGGUAUUGCUCUGCGUCAACAGCUUUUGAGUUUACAAAACAAGGCUAUGCCAUAUGGUCUCUAGAUCAAAAUUCAUACAUACAAUUCUGUGAGUCUCUAAAAUCUCAACUCUCUGCUUUUAUUCGCCAAGGCUUUGAAGGCUGCAUGGAUAUUAAAGACUACAGUGAUUUCUUGAACUCGUUCAUCAUCUCAAAGGAUUCAACUUUACAUUUGAUAACAGCUUUGAUAGAUGAUGACCAGAAAAUGAGAAUACUUGAAUGUGCAAGUUCAGAAAUCCGACUGCUACUCUCUUCCACUGCAUCUAUAACAAUACCAGAGAAGACAGAUGGAUCAAACAUUUACAAGGAAAUUGAACUAGAGUUAAUGACUCUGGCAAAAGUCCUGUUUUAUGUAAACUUUCUAGAGACUGUACUUGGAACUUCAUGGGCUAAGUUUUCUCUAGGAACCCAAAUAAGUGAAUUGUUGAAAACUUUGUCAUCCGACAAAAAACUACAGACUCUCGCUGCGAAAUGGGUGCGGAAUGCUAAUGAAAUUGAAUCUUUGUUUAGCCUCCCAUUGCCAAUACUACGUGUCGAGAAUGUAGGCAUAGAAGGCACACAAAUUUCCUUGAAUGAUCAGACAAAUUUGACACUACUACUCUCAGAAGCCCAAAGUCUUAUCGCAAUUGAUUGCGAAAUGCCUGUUGCCUUGAUUUCGUGUUUCAACAGACUUUCAGGAUUUGAAGAAAUCUUGGUCAACUUGAAAGAGCACUUGGAGCUAUUGCGACUGAUAUUCGAAAGUAUGGCCGGAGAGCUCUUUUGUGGCAAUCCCAUUGAGAUUUACUUUGAAAAAAGGAUCUCGCUUUGUUUAGUUUCCCUCAAGAAACUUCACGAGAUAUCAUGGAAAGACUUGCUCCAACAAUCUAGCACGGAAGAACCUUCAGCUCUCACAAGUGGUCAAAGAAAAAAUGAUCCAGUGCAGCUGAUUCUAGAUUUUCAGGAUAAUGUUUGGGUCUUUAAUGCUGAAUUGAACCAUUUUCUUAGAUCGGCAAAUGAAUUGAACAUUGCAAUUGAUUCUCAAGAUUUUACUUCCGAAAAUGCUCUGCAACAAAUCGAGAAAUACAAUUCCAUUGCAAGAGGAGAAAUCAAGCGAUUGCAACUCUCCGACUAUAGCAAUAUGAAUGGGUUUGUCCUCUCAAUGAACCAACGCUUCGCCGACAAAAUGGGAUUAACUAUGCAAGACCGACUUCAGAGUUUUAUCAAAAACUUGUCAGAGCGAAGUGCAAGUAACUUAGAGCCCGCUUUCAGGCAUGAUUUAUUUUUCGAUGGAGAACUCAUUGAGCUCAAACCUCCAUUGAGAGGAUCCAAAGAAUUGGCCGUUGCACAUCUUGAAAAGAUCAUACGCGAGUUUUGCUCAAUUGAAGUGCCUUCAAUCGGAGCUGAAAGCGAAUAUUUCGUCGACUAUAUUGCUGAUUCACUACAAGUUAGGAUAUGUACUUCAUUGAAUGAGUUGGAUGAGAUGUUCGCCAUGGGCUUAUCGUAUUGGUCAAAAUGGACUAACUUCUUCGAUGACGUACACAAAAAUCCUGACGAGAUAUUUUCGUUUGAUGAGUUUUCUAUCGAGAAUUUACAUAGCUGGCUCAAUACUUCAAAACGGGUUUUGGCAUACAGCAGCCUUUUGGAGUCAUCUGAUGGAGUUUACGACGUUUACAAUUUCAUUCGGUUCCAAUUCAAGGAUGUGCAAUCACAUCUCAUUUUCAAAUAUGAAGAGUUUAAGAAGAAUAUUUUGCAGGAAUUUCUGUCUCAAGUCCAACGUUAUAGUGACUCUGUUUUUCAAAGCAUUGUUGCGAUUGAGAGGUCAAAUUCUGAGGUCCUAGAUAUAAACUUUGAGACAGAUAAAUUCUUCAAACGACUCCUGGAUUACUUCAAUCUUGAGAGUUCCAUCUCCAAUUUGAAUCAGUUCAUUCUUGGUCACCAUCAAUGUCAAGUCUUAUUAAAAAGAACUGGACACAAAUUCGAUCAAAAUUGGAUCUACACUGAACAACUUGAAAACAAACUUGCAAAUAUUAGGACCAUUGCCUCAUUAUGUGACACUUUUGUUCAGUCCCACUUUGGAUUGAUAAGAAUCAAAAUUGAAGAACAGCACAAAAAUAUAAAAGACGCCCUUGAAUCGUUUGAAAUUGACUGGGGUAAGAAAAAACCAAUAUCGCAAGAUCUUGAACCUUUCUCUGCUUUAUCGGUGUUAACUAAGUUUCAGUCCUCACUUGAAAGCCUCAACAAACGACACCACGAACUAUUGAGCGUUUCAACAAAAUUCGAUUUGUCUUUAUCUCCCCUAGAGACAGAAGAUUUAGCUCAUGAAAUUCAAGUCCUCCAGAGCAUUUGGUCAGAGUUACAUGGGGUAUGGGAUGUUCUUGUUUCUGUGCAAAAGCUAUCGUGGGACAAAGUGAAUCUACACACAAUGAGGUCAGAACUUCAAGAUGCUUUGCUCAAAUUGAAAUCUUGUUCCCAACAAGUCAAAGCAUAUUCAGCAUUUACUUCGUUGGAACACCAGAUAAAUGACUUACUGAUGAGGAUGCCUCUCGUGAUCGAAUUGAAAAGUGAAGCUAUGGAAAGAAGGCAUUGGAAGAAAUUAUUUCAAAUGUUGGCUUCACGUGAACUUGACUACGAAUCUAUGACUGUAGGUGAUGUUCUCAGCUUGAAUUUUCUGUCUUAUGAGUCUUCGAUACGUGGAAUCUUGGAGCAAGCGCUUGGCGAAAAAUUGAUCGAAGAUAACCUUCGGGCCCUUUCAGACAACUGGUCUCACAUUGUUUUUGAAAGCUACGAAUUUGAGAAGAAGUGCCGCCUCAUUCGUAAUUGGAAGACUCUAUUCGAAGAAUGCCUGACAUGCCUCUCAACCUUAGUCAGCAUGAAAAGCUCGCCAUAUUGCAAGCCAUUUGAGAGCAACAGAGAGGCCCUUGAAACACAAAUCAAUGACUUGUAUGUUAUUCUCUCGACUUGGGUUGAUGUUCAGUCCCAUUGGAUUUACUUAUAUGGCGUUUUCGGAUCUAAUACUGAGAUCAAAUCAUCGCUUCCAUUAGAAUCGACCAGAUUUCACAACGUCUCUUUAGAAUUUCUAUCGCUUAUGAAGCGAGUGCUAAGUUUCGAACUUGUGAUCGAUGUUACUAAGAUGAAAAACAUAGGUGAAACUCUACAAAAGCUAUUCGACUCAUUGAAAAGCACAAAACGAGGACUCUUUGACUAUUUAGAUACCCAAAGGGACCGAUUUCCCAGAUUCUAUUUCAUUGGAAACGAUGAUCUUCUUGAACUUCUCGGCUGUUCAACUCAACUAUCCCUCAUUAACAAACACAUUGGUCUGAUGUUUGCUGGCGUCGGUUCGAUAAUACUUGAAGAGUCUACCACUAAUGUCAUUGCUGUGAUGAGCCCUCAGGGCGAAGUUCUUAGCCUAAGACAGCCACUACUACUCAAAAAUUCGGACUCGUUUACAGAGUGGAUGACGGCCUUCGAGAUGGAACUCAAGCUUUCCGUGGCAAAUGAAAUAAAGAACUGUGUUUAUUCCGUGAAGUCUUUUGAUUUUUCCUCUGAAACUGUUCAAUCUUUUACUCAGUUCCUCACAAAUUGCCCAAUUCAAGCUGUUGUAGUAGCAUUUCAAACUCGGUUUUCUUCAGCGAUCACUGAAUCCACUACAAAAAAUCAUAAAUUAACAUAUGAUAAACAGGUGAAUGCAGCUUUGGAGUUGUUGCAACAACUCAUUGCGGCAACAACAGACAAGCUCACAUAUUUGAAAGCACUGUCAUUAAUAAUAGAACUUCUACAUCACAAAAGCGUCCUCAGCGAAUUGAAAGGUGCUGAUGAUCAAUUCAGAUCCCUUAUUGUUCAAAAGCAGCAAAUGUAUAUCUUACAAUUGGAUGAGCCGAACCCACUCGAUCAAUUGGUAGUUCAGCAAGGAAGAUCUCGAUUUAGCUACGGAUUUGAAUACCAAGGAGUUAUGGAACGUCUCGCGAUUACACCUUUGGUACAAAAUUGCUUCUUGUCGAUGUCACAAGCAAUGUCGCAAAAGAUGGGCGGAUCUCCUUUUGGUCCCGCAGGUACAGGCAAAACUGAGUGUGUCAAAGCUCUUGGUAACAACCUAGGCCGCAUGGUGUUAAUUUUUUGCUGUGACGAGACUUUUGAUUAUCAGUCUAUGGGGAGAUUAAUGCUUGGAAUUUGUAAAGUUGGCUGUUGGGGUUGUUUUGAUGAAUUUAAUCGUUUAGACACCAAGAUUCUCAGCGCAAUAUCCUCUUUUAUAGAAAAGAUUGGUAGCGGCCUCAGAAACCCUGAGAUCCUGAUUGAACUCAACAAUAACUUGCUCAAUGUUCAUCCUGAGACGGGAAUCUUUGUCACAAUGAACCCAACUUACGCUGGUAGGCACGAGUUGCCCGAGAAUCUUAAAAAGAUGUUCAGAGCAUUCUCAAUGGAUACCCCGGAUGCCACGUUUAUUGCACGCACACUCUUGGAAGCACAAGGCUUCGGCACGGCGAAGGAUUUGUCUGCCAAAUUGGUGAAUCUUUUCUCCCUUCUUUCGUCAAAAAUUAAGAAACAGAUCCAUUAUGAUUUUGGUCUCAGAGCAUUGAAAUCAGUCUUGAAUGCUUGUGGAUCAAUUAAGAGAGCUACUUCUGAGCCUUGCUCCGAGGUUUCGUUCAUGCUCCAGGCUAUCAAAUUGAUGAUAGCUCCUAAAUUAAUCCAGGAAGAUAAUGAAUUGCUUGAAAUUUUCAUGUUUGAAAUCUUCGGCGAAGAUGAUAACAAAAAUAUUCAAGACGAUCAGUUCAAGAACAUACUUGCGACAGAAGCCAAUUUGCAAGGCAUCACUCCGACAGAUCAAUUGUUAACGAAAGCAAUGCAAAUCGCGCAAAUUCUGAAAGCAUGCCAUGGAUUCAUGAUUUUAGGAGAUGCCGGAUGCGGAAAAUCCACGUUGAUUUCGUUGACGCAGCGUGUCUUGUCUCGACUUGAAAACACAGAAUUCAAGAGCAUCACAAUAGAUGGCAAGUCGUUGUCGAAAGAAACCUUAUUUGGGUCUUUCGACCCUUCAACCCGUGAAUGGACUGACGGACUUUUUUCCAAAAUUAUCAGACAGGUCAUUCACAAUGUUCAAGGAGAGGUCAACAGACAUGUGUGGAUCGUGUUCGAUGGUGACAUCGAUCCUGAAUGGGCUGAAAAUCUCAACAGUGUUCUAGAUGAUAAUAAGGUCUUAACUUUACCAAAUGGCGAGCGAUUGAAGUUACCUCCAUAUGUGCGCAUUAUCUUUGAAGUUAACAAUCUAGCCUCAGCCACCCCCGCCACCAUUACAAGAUGCGGAAUGGUGUGGAUAGAUAAAGCACUCGUGAAACCAGAAUGCUUGGUAAGAAAGCUUGCGUUCGAUUUCAAGACUCGUAAAAUCGAGAGGUUUGACGGGAUGGAAGACAUAAUGCAGAGACAAGCAGUAAAAAUGUUCUACGAGAAAUUGUUCAACAAAGUUUUGGAUGUAAUGGAUGAUGAAUUCUCAAACAAAUUGAGUUGUGAGAGUUCAAAACUAUCGCACAUCAUGCCCUUUCUGCAAAACCGAGCACUCGCAUCUUUAUUCUCUUACCUUGCAGUUUAUUGUGAAAGAGUUGAAAGUAUUAAUUCGUUUGACUACUCGCUUUCUUGUGGUGACGAUAUCAUAUCAAAAGCUCUUCUUCUCUCAAUCGCUUGGGCUUACUCUGGAGAUUGCAAAAUUCAUGAAACCUUCCUCUUCGCCAAGUUUUUGGUCAGCCAGACCCCUUUUAUUGAGCUUGAAGCGCCAGAUAAUAUCAUGCAAUACCAUUUCUUCAAUAAUAGUUUUGAAUGGCAGCCUUGGAGCGACAGUGUCAAUUGUGUUGAUUUAGAGCCUCAGCAGGUCCUCGAUACUUCGCUUGUUGUUCCGACAAUCGAUACUACUGUCCACGAGUCUAUCAUUCGUGGAAUUCUCAACCAGCAUAAGCCACUUAUUCUAUGUGGCCCGCCAGGUUCAGGUAAGACCAUGAGGCUAUUUAGGACACUCAGAGACCUGCCCGAUUUCGAUUUUGUUUCGCUAAAUUUUUCAAAAGACACAUCAGCUGAAACUCUCAUCACGACAUUGGAACAACAUUGCGAGUAUAAAAAUACCAUCUCAGGCUCCGUCCUAGCUCCAAAAAUUGAAGGCAAAUGGUUGAUUCUUUUCUGUGAUGAGAUCAAUUUACCCGCAGUCGAUCAAUAUGGCUCUCAGAGAACCAUUAAUUUCCUUCGGCAGCUUGUGGAAAAGUCUGGGUUCUGGCGUGCCCUGGAUCUAACGUGGGUGCUGGUGGAAAAUGUUCAGAUUGUGGGGGCUUGCAACGAUCCAAAUGAUCCUGGCAGAAAUGCAAUGUCGGACCGGUUUUUGAGACACAUCUCUCUACUCAUGAUUGAUCAUCCAAGUGAGACUGGAAUGGAGCAGAUUUAUUCGGUUUUUAAUUCUGCUGUCUUGAAAUGUGCACCGAGCUUGAAGCAUUAUGCUACACCCUUGACAAGAGCCAUGCUUGAAGUUUACGGAGAAAUGAGAGGCAAAUUGACCGUUGAGUUGAAAGCACACUACAUCUAUUCGCCCAGAGAGCUUACUCGGUGGUGUCGUGGAAUCCUUCUGGCUCUAUUAUCGACAAGCUAUGAACGCAUCCAAGACUUCCUUCAAAUUUGGAUUCAUGAAGCACUACGUUUAUUCUUCGAUCGAAUUGUUGAUGAUGACAGCAAGAAAUGGUGCGUGCAAAUGAUUGAAAGGGUAGCAAGGAGGCAUUUCCCGAUCCCAAACUUCGAGUCUGUUUUGUCACGUCCACUUUUGUUUACAAGUUGGCUAACCGGAAAAUACCAGUUGGUUGAAAAAGAAUCACUCAUAAAAUUUCUUCGUGGAAGAUUGAAAGUUUUCUGUGAGGAAGAAAUCAAUACGCAAGUGGUUUUGUAUGAUGAAUUGCUAGAUCACGUUUUGAGGAUCGAUAGAGUUUUGAAACAAUCACAGGGGCAUAUGAUGCUAGUAGGAACCAGUGCGAGCGGAAAGAGCACUUUGGUGAAGUUUGUUUCCUGGAUGAAUGGUUUCAAGCUAGUACAGCUACGUGUACACAGUGGAUACACAGUGGAUGAAUUCGAGGCCACUCUAAGAAAAGUUCUUGUCUCGUGUGUAAAAGGCACAAAAAUCUGCUUCUUAAUCGAUGAAUCAUGCAUUCUCGAAUCAUCAUUCAUAGAGCGCAUGAAUUCUCUUCUCGCUAACUCCGAAAUCCCAGGAUUAUUUGAAGGAGAGUACUUCGACAGUCUACUCAAUGUUUGUGCCGCUGAGUCGGCGUCACAAGGUCUUCUUCUUGAAUCACCAGCUGAGCUCAACGAGUGGUUCAAAAAACAGGUUACUGCACAUCUCCAUGUUGUAUUUACAGUGUGUGAUAUUUACUCAGAAAAGAACGCCCUGUUGCAGUCUUCACCUGCGCUAUUCAAUAGAUGUGUCAUCAACUGGAUGGGGAACUGGUCGAUGAAAACACUCGGAGAAGUAGCAGAGGCCUUACUUGCGAAAGUUCCCAUGGACCAAUCUGACUAUUCAAAACCAAAACAAUCAUCUGUCACCGUCAAAGAUGUUCGCAGCUUCCGGGAUGCAAUUGUGGAGUCCGCUGUUAGAGUACACUCUUCAGUUGCGUCUUGGACACAUCUUCAGUAUCCAAGUAUUUUCUUGAGGUUUUUAAAAGUUAUGGCAGAUCUUCUUAAUGAGAAAGAGAGAGAUUUGGAAACGAAUCAGCGAUUGAUCUGUGUUGGCCUUGAAAAAAUAAAAGAAACUACUUUUGAGGUAUCUAAAGCCGAAAAAAUGCUUCAAGAAAAGAGAAAUUUGCUCAGCACAAAGAAUGAACAAGCCAAGAAAAUGCUUAAUCAAAUGAUUCUGGAUCAGAAUGAGGCUGAGAGAAAGAAAGAAUUUUCUGAAGAUGCCCAAAUCGAGAUCAAGAAACAAGAGAAAGAAAUACAACUCCGUCAAGAAUUCGUGAUGAAGAACCUUGAAGAUGUCGAGCCUGCAGUUCUUGAGGCACAAAGAGGAGUUCAGAAUAUAAAGAAGCAACAUUUGACGGAAAUUAGAAGUAUGACCAACCCGCCAGCUGCAGUGAAAAUGGCUAUGGAAUCUGUUUGUGUCUUAUUGGGAUACCAAGUCAACAGUUGGAGAGAAGUUCAAUUGAUCGUUCGGAAAGAUGACUUCAUCACAAAUAUCGUUAACUAUAAUAGCGAAGAGCAUCUCUCACCUGAAAUGAAAAGUUUCAUGGAAGAGCAAUAUCUAUCAAGAGAAGAUUACAAUUUUGAGGUUGUUAAUAGAGCAAGUCAAGCUUGUGGGCCAUUGGUCCAAUGGGUUAUUGCUCAACUUAAUUACUAUAGCAUUUUGGAGAAGAUCGAGCCAUUGCGAGAGGAGGUUUCGAUUUUGGAACAAUCAGCUACACAAUCACGGGCUCGGUUGAUUGCCAUCGCACAAAUGAUUGAGGAAUUGGAGGAAACCAUUGAAUCCUACAAGACUGAGUACAGCGAACUUAUCGGGCAAGUUGAGUGCACUAAGAUCGAAUUGAGUCAGAUUGAACAGAAAGUAGACAGAAGCAAGCAGUUAAUCUCGAGCUUGACUGUUGAAAGAACCAGAUGGCAGGAAAAUGUACACGUUUUCACUCUGGCUAGGAAUCAGUUGGCAGGCAAUUGUAUCUUAGGUGCUGCGUUUGCUGCCUAUUGCGGUGGCCUAUCCCAGAAAUGUAGGGAACAGGUAACGCUGCUGUGGAAGAUCAUAUUGAAAGAACUUGGCAUCAUGUUUGACUCAGCUUUGUUGAUUCCCUCGAUGCUCACGUCACGCACCCUGAAUGUGAAUGUUGAAGAUGAAUUUUUGCUUGAAAAUUUAGCAAUCAAAGCUUGGAAUUCUCUUCCACUUGUGGUGGACCCAUCAGGCUCGUAUGAAGAGUAUGUGAAUUCCAACGAAAAUGACAUUGGCUGUGAGUCUGUGAGUUUCGUUGACAAUUCUCUAGGAAGAGUCAUCGAGGAUACGCUCAAAUUCGGAGGUAGCUUAAUGCUUCGAAAUGUUGAAUGCUAUAAUCCUUUGCUCAAUCCAUUGAUUCAAAAUGACAUUUCCUAUAAAGGCGGGCACAAAAGCAUCGAUCUCGGAAACAACACAAUAAUGAUCCUGGGUGACUAUUCGAUUGUUUUUCACUCUCGAGAUGAUCGUUGUAUUUUUGAUGCAUUUUUGGAGUCAAGAGUCACAUUGUUGAAUUUCGGGAUCACUGAGGGUGGUUUAGAAAACUCUGUUCUCAAUAUAGCACUUCUGAGUUCAAACCCAGACCUAUUCAAAAGAAGAUCAGAGUUAAUAAAGAUCCAAGGUGAGUACAAUCAAACAACUAUUCAACUCAGAACCACUCUCCUUUCUGUUCUCAAUGAUUGUCGUGGAACAAUGAUCGAUAACGAUUCUGUCAUUAACCUGCUCGAGGACAUUAAAGUCGAAACCGACUUGGUCGACUCAUCAAUGGAAAGAGCCAGUCAAACAUUGCUUGAGGUAGACACUACCAGAGGAAAAUUCCACGAUGUUGCCGUUCAUGUCCGACGUAUUUACAUGAUUCUUGUUAAUUUGUCUCAGCAGGAAAGGAUCUACAAUUUUACUUUGUCACAAGUUUUGGAUACUUUCCAUGAAACUUUGAGCGACCUUGGCACUAACUUCGAGACCGGAGCGCUUGUGAAGCUGCUCUACAUCAAGGCGUUCAAGAAAUUUGCUCCAUCGUUCAAGAGGCUUGAUAGGUUAUCGUUUGCUCUCAAGUUGUCUUCUAAUCUAUUCUCAUAUCACCACGAUAUCACUUCUGAAUGUGCGAUAACCCUAAUAUUAACAUUCGGGAAUGAAUCAUGGGAAGAAUCUGCAUUGGUAGAGAUUCUCAAUCGUCUACUUGAGCCUUCCUCUGAGUUUAAGAUCUCAACAUUGGCUCUGGUACUCCAAGACGAUUUCGAUAAUGAGAUGAUUGGAAUUCUCAAACCACUCAUGGCAGAGUCUAUGACUAGUCCCUCCAGAUUGUCUUUGCAAUCUUUGGCCGACCUACUGUCACAUAUUCUCGGAGUGAGUCAGCCAAUUAGCCUCGAUUGGAUUCAUAUAUUUGAGCAUGAACACAGGGUUAAGAAUCGGCCAGUGCUAUUCUGCACAUCAAGGGGAUACGAUGUGUCAUAUAGGGUGCGGGCUGCUGCCAAAUCUAUGCAUCGGACCUUAGUAGAAGUUGCAAUGGGAUCGAGAGAAAGCGUCAACGCUGCAGUGAAGGCAAUUGAUCGUGCUGGAAUAAACGGUUCAUGGGUCCUUCUUCAAAAUAUUCAAAUGACGCCUCUCUGGCUCACCGAGUUGGAAAUGCAAUUGCUGAAGUUGAAUGCGCAUGACGGGUUUAAAUUGUACUUAACGAGUUCUUUCGACUCAAAUGAGAUUCCGAAUGGGCUCAUUCAAAUGUCGACUGUUAUUUCGGUAGAAGAGCAGCCUGGCUUCAGAACUAUCGUUCGUGAAACUUUUGAAGAUAUUUCGAAGAAUUCUAAUUCCGAGUUGCAGAAUUAUGUCCAUUUGCUCCUAAGCAUCUUUUACGCUACUAUUCAGGAAAGGAUGAAGUAUGUUCCCCUUUCAUUCUCACAACAAUACGAUAUAAAUGAUGCAGAUGCAGAUGCAGCCGCUUUCUUCAUAUCUAAGGUUUUCGAAGAAAUUACCGAUGCCAAUACAAUAUCAAUCCCUUGGCCAGAAAUUGCGUUCCGUGUGGGCCAGAUUAUAUUUGGAGGCAAGAUGAGUGUUGCCGCAGAUGCCGAGUAUUGCGCUAGUCUCGCCAACGCUCUCUUCAAUCCCAAAUCGGUCGAAAGUGAAUUCAAUUUGAUCAGCAAUUCAUUAUCGAAGGGAUCUGGUUUGAUGCUACUCAAACCUGAAGACUUGUCUAGCAAUGGAAUAAAGAUUUGGAUUGAAUCUUUGCCUGAUCCAAUUCCAUUGGCCUAUAUUGAGAUUAAAGAAGAAACGGUAACAGCGUUGCAAAGCCGGGACGUCGAUACUGUCACCCAAAAGAUGCUUUUAUUGAAGGAUUGA